Messenger RNA from Dichotomopilus funicola, 1911 nucleotides. RefSeq lists its product as uncharacterized. The record is from RefSeq and is a predicted model, not a curated record. Bases 1 to 1911 code for a protein of 636 amino acids. The transcript has a single exon. Lineage: Eukaryota; Fungi; Ascomycota; Sordariomycetes; Sordariales; Chaetomiaceae.
AUGCACACCCCAAAACCGCCAACUCCCGCCUGGAAACCCUGGCAACUCUCCCCCUACUUCCUCACCCCCCUAAUCCUCACCUCCGCCGCCCUCGCCGCAACCCUCGAAGCCCUCAUCCAACUCAGCAACCGCACCUACUCCGAACAAACCCUCCGCACGGCAUGGCUCUCCUGGUACUGCGCCUCCCCCACCCCCUCCCAAACUUGCCUCUCCACCCUCCCCUUCACCACCUUCCCCCCCUUCGAACCCCCCCCCGCCGCCAAAACAGGCUUCCUCACCAUCGCCCCCACCACCACCCUCUCCCCCGCAACCACCUUCGCCUGGCUCUACCUCCCCACCCUCCUCGCGGUGCUGUACGCCCUCCUCUGGCAGCUCGUCGACGACGAGGUCAAGCGCAUCGAACCGUUUUAUCAGGCCUCGCUUCCCGGCGGGGCGAGGGCGUCCCAGACGGUGUUUGCGAGUUAUAUCAGUAUCCCCCCUGUUCUCGUGCCGCUGCAGGCGGUUAGGUGGCGGCAGUGGGCUGUGCUGCUCUCGUCGGUGGUGUAUGUGCUGGUGGGGUUUGUCACGCCGGUGUUGCAGACGCAGAUGUUUCAGUUGCAGGGGCAGGUGGUGCAGGUGGGGUAUGAGGAGGAGGAUGGGGGGUGGGAGGUAUUGGGGCGGGAGGGGUUUAGGUGGGAGCCCCGGGGAGGGGAUGGGCCGGUUGUGGGGAGGUUUAUGGAGGAGGCGGAGGGGGAUGGGGUGGUCAGGACUGUGGUGUAUGCUGAUCCGGUGUUUGCGAGGGCACAGGAGGGGGUGUUGUGGGCUGCGACUGGGCUGGGGGUGUGGUUGCUUUGGGUCACGAUGAGGAGGCAGACUGGGUUGAGAAAUGAUACCAAGGGGCUCGCGGCCUUGGUCAGUCUGGCUGCUGCCCAGCCGGGGUUUCUGGAGGGGAUUGCCACCACGGUGGUUGGUGAAGGGGCGAAGGAUGCGGAGGAGGUGUUGAAAGGGACGGUCGUUCAUUUGGGAGGUGGUGGAGGAACCGGCGGCGAGGGAGGUUCCUCAUACGGGCUGUGCUUUGCUCCUCCAUCCGGACCGCCCAGGCCAAGGAACGGGUUCCUCAGGGGCCUGAAGAAAGCCGCCAAGCUCCUCGUUCGGUGCGUCUUCUGCGGCCCGAUAACUCAUCACCGAGUGCUGCGCUCAGCCGUGGGUCUGACCACGAUAGGCAACCUCUUCCUCGUCGUCUUCAUCCUGCUGACCGGCGGCACGGAGAAGCCUAGCAGUUCCAUCGACGAGGCCUUCCAGAAAACACUCCAAGCGUCCAGCCAAACCAGCGACAGUAUGAUCCUGGCCUUCACCGAGCUCUUCGUCGCCGCCAUCGUCAAGACGCUCUGGGUUGUCGCCGAGGCCCAAACGACUGUGCUGACGCCCUACCGAUCCCUCCACACGCAGCCGAGAAAAGCCUGGCCGCUGCUGGAACGCGACUAUACCGCCAUCGUUCCAGGGCUGAGAACUGUCCGGGCGUUCCAGGAUGGGCAACACUUCCUCGGCUGCGUGACGACCAUUUCGCUGCUGCUCGAGAUCGGGCUGCUGUGUUUUGGUAUCACGACCUCGAUGAGCCAGGGGACGGCGUACAAUGCGGACGCCAUCUGGGUCGUGCACUGGAUCGCGUUUACCGUCUGCGGGAUUAUCAUCAUGUUCGUGGCUGUGACGAAUCGGAUAUGGCUGUCCAAGUUUCCGUACAUGGAGAAUAACCCGGACACGAUCGUGGGGAAGUUGGGGUAUGUCUGCAAGAGUCCGGGGUUGGUGGAGGAUGUGAGGCCUGUGGUUGUCAUGACGGAUGAGGAGAGGAGGGUGUAUUUGAAGAGCUUGGAAGGGUUGUAUGCAUUUGGGGUGUUGCAGGAUGGGGUGAGCGGGAUAGGGAGGGUGUAUUAG